Alternaria rosae is the source of this 894-nucleotide messenger RNA. RefSeq lists its product as uncharacterized. The coding region runs from base 1 to 894 and encodes 297 amino acids. NCBI's taxonomy places the organism in Eukaryota, Fungi, Ascomycota, Dothideomycetes, Pleosporales, Pleosporaceae. Gene Ontology annotation, molecular function: protein binding. The transcript has a single exon. The record is from RefSeq and is a predicted model, not a curated record.
AUGGACAGCCUUUACACAGUCCGCGCCUCACCAGGCGAAGGUCUAGGCUGCUUCGCGACAACAACCAUCCUCCCCGGCACGCUCAUCCUUAGCGAAACACCGUUAUUCAGCAUCGCCGAACCACGCAGCAACCACGCCGUCACAUCCGCCUUUGCAUCCUUGGACGACGUGCAAAAAACCCAGUAUCUAUCCCUGUACGCCCAGAAAGACUACGACGAAGGGAAUGAAGAUAGGGAUGCAAAGGUAAUCGACAUCUUCAAUUCCAACGCCUGGCAAACCGGGUCUCGAACAUCCAUCUGCCCCCUCGCCGCCCGCUUCAACCACUCCUGCAUCCCCAACGCAAGUUUCGCAUUCAACACCCUCACCUCAAAAGUCACAAUCCACGCCAUCGUACCCAUUGCGUCAGAUACCCAGAUCAGAUUAAGCUACGAGCGGCCCUACCAAACCACCCUAUCCCGACGUGCAAAACUAUCUUCCUACGGCUUCACAUGCACCUGUCCCGCAUGCAGCGACCCCACUCCCUCUAGCGAUACUCGGAGAGCGCGAAUGGUCGUGCUGGACGCGCGUAUCCGGACGGGGCGGCGCCAGCUGUGGAGAAGCCCUGUGCCGAAGGCCGCGCUGGAACUUGUCAGGUUGCUUAAAGAGGAAGGUUUGGUGGGGGAGGCGUUGGGUCUUGCGUAUCAUGAUGCAGCGGUGGGGUGGAAGAGGCAUGGGAGAUUGGACUUGGCGGUGCAGUGUGCGGUUAAAGAGGUGGAGACGGCGGUGGUGUGCUUUGGCAGGGAGAGUCCGAGUGUGGGUGUUAGUGAGGCGUUUUUGAUGGGGUUGAAGGUUGAGAUGGGGAUGACGGGGAAGGGGGGUGUUGCUGUAGAGGCUGAAGAGCUUGCGACGUGCUAG